AUGCAAAUAAAACAUCCUACAGUCUCUUUGAAUAUAAAUAAUGAAUCUUCUGCAACAGAGAGACAGGAAGAAAAUGUCGAGACCUUUAUAUAUAGUAAUAAUACUACUGGUGAUUCAAAUCCAUCAACAAGUCGAGAAAAAAUAACAAGUAAAGAUAAUACAGUUUCAUUAGAACCCACAAAAUUAUUUGCUCAAGGUGCCCAGUCAGAACAGUCAUAUCAAACUGACAUAUCAGUUUUUAUUCCGAAAAGGCUAACUCAAAGAGGAAAGCAAAUUAUUGACGAAAAGUUAAUUCGUCUUUUUACAGAUACCUAUCAGCCUUUUUGGAUUAUAGAAAAACUGCCUUUCGUGGGUUUAUUAAAGCUCUUAAUCUUACAUUUGAACUACCCAGUCGACACAUGA
Messenger RNA from Psylliodes chrysocephalus, 402 nucleotides. NCBI's taxonomy places the organism in Eukaryota, Metazoa, Arthropoda, Insecta, Coleoptera, Chrysomelidae. The record is from the annotation of a GenBank genome assembly.